UUCUUCUUACCUUUGAAUUAUUCCUAGUGCACAAAACAAUCUUUUCCAUGAAAUAGGAACUCAAUAAAUAAUAUUUGCCGAAUAAACGAAAAGUCAUAGAUGAAGCGGUAAGCACUGCUCCUCCCAAAGGCAACAUCCAAGAGCCCACAUUUUCAGAUUCAACGCGGAGAAUCCGACAAGUUGAGCAUAUGUUCUAAGACUAAACGUCGCAUAAGCAGAGCCUGGACCCCACUGAUCUUUCAUUUUGCGUCUCCCUCCUAGAGACUGGCGGAUGGGCUUGGAAUUUUCCUCCUUUGUUCACAGUCCAGCGGGACGGCCUGGAUGAAGGGCCCAGCAGAGGGCACCGGCGUCCGCGAGGUGCAGAUCCAGGAGCCCCGCGACAGCCCGCGGGGCAGGACGCGCCACAGUGGCGGGCGGACCCCGGCCGCUCGGCCCUCCGGGCGCCCUCGCCGCGCUCUCGCCGAGUCCCGCAUUGGUCACGGGGGCGCGCGCCGGGUUGCUGUAGAAACGGCGGGCGGGCGCGGCGGCGCGGAGGGCGGGCUCUCGCGCCCCAGCGCUCGCCCGGACGUCUCAGAGCCCUGUCGUUGGGCCGGCCCGGGGUCCCCGCGGUGCGCGACGCAAAAGAUGUGGAGGCGCAGCUUGGAGAACCGGGACGCUCAAACCAGACAACUGCAAGAUGCUGUCACAAAUGUGGAGAAGCAUUUUGGAGAGCUGUGCCAAAUCUUUGCUGCUUAUGUGCGGAAAACUGCCAGAGUGCGAGACAAAGCAGACCUCCUGGUGAAUGAAAUUAACAUGUAUGCCUCUACAGAGACCCCCAAUUUAAAGCAGGGCCUGAAAAACUUUGCUGAUGAGUUUGCUAAACUUCAGGAUUAUCGACAAGCAGAGGUAUGGAACGAGGUCAGAGUGUCAUUGGAUGACCUCAAAGCAACAUUAACAGCAAGGAAUCGAGAAGCUAAACAGUUAACUCAGUUAGAAAGAACACGUCAGCGAAACCCAUCAGAUCGACAUGUUAUUGCAGAAAAUGAAUUACAGAGGGCUACAUUGGAUGCUACCCGAACAACUCGUCAUCUGGAGGAAACUAUUGACAAUUUUGAAAAGCAGAAAAUAAAGGAUAUAAAGGUUUUCCGAAAUUCUCUGUAUCCACCAGAUUAUUCAUCUCGUUUAGAUAUUGUAAGAGCAAAUUCAAAGUCACCUCUUCAGAGAUCACUGUCCACUAAGUGUGUAUCUGGAACAGGACAGGUGAGCUAGAAACCAUAAUUUAAAGGAAUUUGAGCUGCUGCCUUUGGAAUUGUUCUGUACUAAAAACGUUCCCCUUAAGUCAUAUGGCUUCAUAUAACCUACCCUCUUACUCUUAUAUAAAAUACUAGAUUGCACUAGUUGUGGCUAUUUUUUAUAUUUUGUAUACUAUAACACAUAUUACUCUCUAAAGCAGAACACUUAACACCAAAGGUAGAAAGGACAGAAUACUAUUCUAGAUUUGUUCUCUGAUAUAUGAAGAGCACAGGUUCUGGAGUCAAACUGAUUAGGGAUUAAGUCCUCCAUCACAACUUAAUGGAAAUUAUACCUAAAAAGGGCUCUUCCUGAACAUUAUCAUAGAUCCGGAAGCACAGAUCUUUUAAGUAAAGAGCCAAUAUUCUCAUUUCUUCUAUACCCAGAAAGCCUCAGUUCCUGGUUUCUAGAACAGUGAGGGUCCCUUUCUCUCUGAGACCACAGAGAAAAAUACCAGGUUUUGUGGGCUGCAUGGUCUCUGUCCCAACUAAAAGCAGCCAUAAACAAUACAUAACAAAUCAAUAUGGCUGUGUUGUAAUACAACUUUAUUUUAAAAAACAGGCAAACUGGGCCAUAACUUGCUAAUUCAUGAUCUAAAGCAGCGGUUCUCAACCUUCUUAAUGCCACA
Messenger RNA from Hipposideros armiger (great roundleaf bat), 1897 nucleotides. Its product is annotated as protein FAM92A1-like. Gene Ontology annotation, biological process: cilium assembly. NCBI's taxonomy places the organism in Eukaryota, Metazoa, Chordata, Mammalia, Chiroptera, Hipposideridae. Gene Ontology annotation, cellular component: ciliary basal body; ciliary transition zone. The transcript is spliced from 5 exons. Bases 322 to 1248 code for a protein of 308 amino acids. The record is from RefSeq and is a predicted model, not a curated record.